This is a messenger RNA of Argentina anserina (silverweed cinquefoil), 381 nucleotides long. RefSeq lists its product as uncharacterized. Lineage: Eukaryota; Viridiplantae; Streptophyta; Magnoliopsida; Rosales; Rosaceae. The transcript is spliced from 5 exons. The record is from RefSeq and is a predicted model, not a curated record. The coding region runs from base 1 to 381 and encodes 126 amino acids.
AUGAGAGCAGCUGUCUUCUGGAAACCAAAUAAGCCUCUCACCAUUGAAGAGUUCCACAUCCCUCGCCCCAAGUCUAGUGAAAUUCUCAUUAAAACCAACGCAUGUGGAGUCUACCAUUCUGAUCUCCAUGUUAUAAAGAUUGAGCUUCCGUUUGCUAGCCCCUCUAUGAUGGGGCAUGAGAUUACUGGUGAGGUUGUCAUACAUGAGCCGGCUACGAAUAAUAAGGCCACAAAAAGAGUACCGAUUGGAUCUCAUGUUGUUGGAGCUUUUAUCAUGCCUUGGGAUAGUGGUUCCUAUUGUUCAAAGGUAAUAAUUUUUAUGGGUUUAGCUAGAACGAAGCUGAUGUCCCACUUCACAAUGGGACAUAGAAGAAACAUAUGA